CACAUUUCAAAUUUGGAAAUUGCCUAUCCGGCGAGGUUAAUGAUUUUUGUUUCUGUGACUGAGUCUUAUCUGUUUAUCAUAUUUUGUUAAAAUUUUAUCAAACGAAAUAAGAGAAAUGUUAGUUAUUGAUCAAAGUUGAAGUGCAGAAGUUAUGGUAUUCCUACAAUAUCUUCUUAUUGGUUGAACAUUUUUGUCAAAAAAUAUUUCUGGAAAAUAGCAAAAUGGCAGAUCAAAUAGACAAUCAACCCAGUCAAGUUACUCGAAGACCUGGUAUCCAACCUUUAGACUUUUCACAAGCAAGUGAUCCAAAUGCUUUUUCCUUUAGGCCUCUAUCUGGGUCAGAUAAAGUAGGUGCCGGUUCAACUAUUAACCGCCCUAAAAUGAGUCUACCUACUAACAUGAAAACUAAAGAACCACCAAUAGUUAUUCGAGAAGCCAAACUCAAAGCAUGUCCUCCAUCUAUGACAUCAGUAGGAAAACUACAAAUAAAAGGUCUUAGCUAUGAUUUCACAUCUGAAGAUCUUCAAGAUUUAGGAGAAAUCGGUCGAGGAGGUUUUGGUACUGUAAAUAAAAUGAUACAUAAGGCUACAGGAACUGUAGUUGCUGUAAAAAGGAUUAGAUCGACAGUGGAUGAAAAAGAACAGAAACAGUUACUGAUGGACCUUGAUGUUAUUAUGAAAAGUAGUGAAAAUAAGUAUAUUGUCCAAUUUUAUGGAGCUUUGUUUAAAGAGGGCGACUGUUGGAUUUGCAUGGAGUUAAUGGAUACAUGUUUAGAUAAAUUUUAUAAAUUUAUAUAUGAAAGAUUAAAAGCUAGAAUUCCAGAACCCAUUCUCGGCAAAAUAGCUUUAGCAACUGUAAAUGCGUUAAACUAUCUCAAAGAAGAAUUAAAAAUCAUCCAUAGGGACGUUAAACCAAGCAAUAUACUCUUAGACAAAAGAGGGAACAUUAAACUCUGUGAUUUCGGCAUUUCUGGACAACUUGUAGACUCUAUUGCUAGAACUAAAGAUGCUGGUUGUAGGCCUUAUAUGGCACCUGAAAGAAUAGAUCCUCAAACAGCAAGGGGUUAUGAUGUUAGAAGUGAUGUGUGGUCAUUAGGUAUUACCCUAAUGGAAGUAGCCACUGGCCAUUUUCCUUAUAAAAAAUGGUCAAGUGUUUUCGAUCAAUUACACGAAGUAGUUAAUGGAGAUCCACCGAGAUUGUCCACUAGUCACAAUGCUAAUACUUUUACCGCAGAAUUUGUGGAUUUUGUUAAUACAUGUUUAAUUAAACAAGAAAAUCAAAGACCGAAAUAUAAACAACUUCUCCAAGAUCCAUUCAUUUUAAGAGCCCAGAAAGAAGAAGUUGAUGUGGCUAAUUAUGUUACUGAAAUCAUGGAUGAAAUGGCAAAUAAUGGCAUAAGUGCUUUCACGACGAAUUUGCAGUGAAAAACUCAAGAAGAACUUUGAAAGCAAAGGAAAUGGGCGGCCGGUAUCCCAACAAAACCCCAUUAAACUGUAAACGCCGUGUUUAAUGGCGCUUUGUAUUUUAUUUUAGAACUGCUCCAUUAUGAUAAAACAGUUCUCUUGAAACUUCUGGCAGGUUUUCAGAACAGUUUCGUUGUUAUGAAGAUAGAUUGUCUGUUAACUCUUUUAGUUUUGAAUGAACAUAUGGAAUGUCUUGAAAAUCUCUUAAGAACAAUAAAAAUAUGUGUAAUUUGUCUAUGGGCUAUAGAAACAAAGUAGUAGCUUUAAACUACAAUCUUAGUUUUUUUGUUAUAUUCUGAAGAACAAUUGGAACUACUAGUCACAAGUUCACCUUUGGUCUCUCAAAACAAUAACUGGGUUAUUGUAACAUGUUUUGCACAGCAUAGUUGUAUGUUGGUGUAUAAACAGCAUGUCCAGUACAAUAAUUACCAAUGAUUUAAAAAAUUCCAAUUAUCUCAUAACUCAUAUUGUUUUAAAUAUGCUAAUAUCCACUGACGAGAUGUAUGUAUCUCAUACAUUGCCAUAGUUUUUCCAAGUUCCCUUAGAUAAUUGUUGAUUACAAUUUUGUGAUCCAAGCUGUAACAGUUACAAUAAAUAAGUUACAUGUACAAUCCUUCCCGUAGUCUAUUGACUUAUCCAUAUUAAAACUAAAUUGUUGAAUAACACACAGUUGAGUUAUAAAAUAAUAAAAGAUAGAUUUAUGAGAUGAAUUUAAUCACAAGUUUUUUAUUUCAUGAACAAAGUUAAAAGCCAAAAAUUUUAUAUUUGAGAUAAUCAGUGGCAGACAUUUAAUAACAUUAAAUUUAAUCCAUCUUUUCUGUAAAUUGUUUUAUUUUUUUGCUGUUUAUUUUAUAAUUGGUACUGUUACCCCAUUUUUAUAUCCAUAUCUAUAAUUUUGCGUCUUAGUGUUGUUUUAUUUAUUGCACACUAACUUUCGUCAAACGCCCUAUCAGCUAUUUUUGCAGUUUCUGUGUGUAUAAUACCAAUAUAUUUGUAUGUAAUAUAUUGUUUUCAUAUUUGAUUUUUUUAAAAUAUUGGAUAUUUUAGUAUACUACAUUAUAACUUUGGUUUUAUUUAUGCUGACUUAUUUUUUAAUUUGUUUUAUUUCUGAAACACACACAUAGUUAGCAUAUAGGUUCCAAGUUCCAUUCGUUGCGUUCACACAUUAUCUUUUUGUGUUCUUACCUAUUUUCUCCUUGAUAAUUAUAAAUAGUAGUGGUUAUAAAGUUGCUUUAUUCUUACAUCCAUUAUAAACUUCUUGGAUGCAUGUCCUACAAUCCGCCUUAACUAUUUUAUUUAUUUAUAUAGAUAAAAAAUUAUUAUCUCAUUCAUCAUCUCAUUUUGUGGUAUUUCUUUUUUAGAGAAUAUUAUUUUAUAUGAAGUGGUCUUUUCCACUGAAUUUGCCUAGUCAUGUGAGAAAACAGCGAAAUACUAAAUAGUGAAAACUUUUAAUUUUAGUUUCUAAUUUUGAUUUGAAAACAAUCUACAUCAUUGUUUCUUUUCUACUUAUAUUGGGUUAAAAUACAUUCCCCUUCAAAAUAUAUAAUUUCGAUUUUUAAAACAUAAUUUGCUUCAGCUACACUCCCAUGAACCCAACUAGGUUGUAUUUAACUAUUUUCCCUCUCUUGGACCGUUUUUGAUGCUUUAUAUAUCGACGAUUGUGCCACUCGGAAUCUUUGCUUAGACGUUUAAAGAUAUGAAGCUUUACAAAAUGAUUGUAAAAUAAACUAUUUCUCCAUUUUACCAAAUUCACUUGUUUUGCACGGCAGCAAAAAGUAUUGAAAAGUGCUUAUAAAUCUUAAAGAAAGUAACUAUUUUAAGCAGAAAUAUUAGAUAAAAUUUUGAAUUUUUUUUUAUUAAGUCUUGAAUAAAUGGUUGUAUUGAAUCUUGAUUUUUAGCUAAGCAUUUAGGUUCCGUUCUAUUCACUUUUGAUAUAAAGAGAUUUUCAAUAUGUUUGGAUUCAUCAAUUUAGAUUUUAGUCUCAGGCUUCUCAGGUGAUGUAACAUAGUGAAACAUGUACUGUAAUUAUACAUUAUAGUCUGUUUGUCGAAUAGAGGGUAAUAAAUUUGUAGCAAUUUAUGUUUUGAUCUCUCUUUAGAAGUUUCUAAUGUAUUAUUUAUUGGUUUAUUACAUACUCUACUUUCCAAAUGGAUUACCUUUUUUGUAAUAAAUUCCAAAGUUAUGUUUUGUUUAGUUAUAUGCUUUGACAAUAUUUUCCUGUUCACUCAUUAUUUCUUUGGCCAGCAUAUGUGCACUGAACUCCUAUUUCUUUAAAUACAUAUUCGACAUACUUUUAAGAUCCACAAUUUUCAUGAUAUGAUGUGAAUUUGUAGCCAGUUUCACCGUUACAAGUAAAAAUCAAUCAGCAUUUCUUCAUUGUUCCUAGACACUACCCAACUGUUUGAAGUACACAUUGAGAAACAUUAUUUACAGUGAUUAUAUUUUAUCAUACAACUAGCUUUGGAAUUUAGAUUCAAUAAGAUGUUUUUUGAUUGUUUUUAGUUCCAUAGUAAGAUAAAACACGUCAUUUUAGGAAUCAGAUUAUUAGUAAUGUGAAUAAUUUUUAUAGAAAGUUUUUACAAUUUCCCCCCUCUUACUAACAAUAACAAAGCAAUAAAAUCAUUAUUAAAAUGUAAUGUUGUAGCAUCCAUUUCAUUUUAUAUAAUUUGUAUGCGCGGUAAAAGGUGUUUCACUAUUUUUUUCAUGGUAUAUCUAAUAUCAGUUAAAAUAUAAAAUAUUCACAGUUUAGUUUGAUAUAUCUUAUGUUUUCACUAUUUUUUUUAAACUCGACGAGAUCUAUUGAUCAACCUUCAUAUGUUUCUUAUUAGACUUUGUCAUUUAGAAACAUAAGAUUCUCUUGACCAAUAUAUACAGUGAAAAUAAGUGGUUCUAGUAGCUGAGAUAAUUGUUGUGCCCUGAAAUGUGAUUCUUCAACAAAAAGAUUUCUUUGUGAAUCUUGCAUUACUUACUUUAUAGACGACGAGAUUUCAAUAAGAAAAAUCUGUGCAUUCACUUUAACACCAAACCUUCUCGCGAAUUUGUUAAAAACCCCCCAAAAAUAUUUUCAUUUGUACAAAAAAAAUAUUUAUUGAACUGAAAUUAUUUAAUAGGAAAAACUCAAAAUAAUCAUAUUUUCAUGUAGAGCAUUGGAAUUUAAUUCAUAACUCUCAAUAUUAAACAAAAUCUAAUGGUAAUAAAGACUUAAAUAAUUCACAAUAUCCAUAAUCUUAUACACAUUUCUCAGCAUUUAUUUUGCCCCUUUUUGAUAAAAUUUUUAACUCUUCCAAAGCCAUGUUUGGUUAUCUGGGAGGCCGCUUGAUCGUAUAUAUUAUUAAAAGUAUUUUCCAAUUAAUUUUUGAGCUUAAUUUUAUCGUCAUAUUGAAUAAUAAUUUCAAAAAUCUAUUUAAUAUUAUCUUGGGUUGUUUGUACUUUGAAGAAAUGCUAACCAUUUUUUCAUUUGUUCAUAUAUGGUGGUUUAACUUUAAAACAAACCUUCCAUAUGCAAAUCUUAACUCAAACAUUCCCACUACACACUGCUGAGUGGGAAUCCAGAGCAACAGUUGAACUUGUUAUUUACGUGAUGUUCUAUUUGUAUUUACUCUAGUAGAUAAUAAUUAAGUUAGUGUAGGAUUUUAUAUCAAUAUUCCUAUUUUUUGCAGAUUUUUUAUAAUGUACUUAAUUUUGUCUUUAAUAUUUUUUUAUCAAACCAAUUAGUUUCUUAUUUAGAACAUAGUUGAAGUAGUGAAAACAUUCAGCUUCAAAAAAGUAAAAUAAGUAAAAACAUUAAUCUAAAAAUUUGAAAAAAUUCAGUGAGACACCUUGUAUUUAAUAAAACAAGAAAUUGUGGAGAAAUAAGCAUAUUAGUGUGAUAAAUUCUAGUUAGAAACAACUUCAAUAUUUUUAUUUAAUUUGUAGAAAGGCUACAGGCUGUAGAGUUCCCUAAAUCUAUAAUACAGUUUCAAUUUGAUCUUUAUAAAUCUAAAAAUAAUUAUUGAAUAAUGUGCUGGUAAAUGAAUUUCAAUUAUGUUAAUGUAAGUCGCAAAAUCAAUUGCUCACACACUUACAUUUUUGAGCAAAACUAAUGAAAUUAAUUAAGUAAAUGUAUAAUUUGAUUUAAAAUUUCAGUCAAUCGGAUCAGUGUAGCUACUGCAACAAAGAUAUCGAAUUCGAAAUGUACAAUUUUUCUUAUUGUUCUAAGCCAAUUGCCGUUUAUUUCUGGACGAAGGCUUCCUGAAGGAAUUUCCAUUUCAACCCUGUUAAUUCAAAUGUAUGUUUAAAAAGUGCACUUUGAAUUUGAGUUUUGCCCAGUUUUUAAAAUUUCGUAAAAUAAGGGUAUAAACGGUUUUAUUUCAUAAGUUUCCACUGUAUAAUCAGGGAACCUAUUUCUAAUAACAAUAAUUUUUUCAAUCUGUUCUUGUUUUUCAUCAUAUUGACAUGAACUCAUUAACGCCAAAAAUUAUUUUCUUACUAUUUUCUGGAAUGAUUUUAAAAAUAAUACGUCCAAUUAUUAUAAAUUUGGUUUAUUUGCAAAGAAAAAACCCCUUGAGGUAUUAUUUUUCAAAAAAAUGCUGGGUCCUUAUGACGCUUAUUGGGUAAUAUUUAAAAUUAUAGAAAAACACUUUUUAUCAAUAGUGAAAAACAUUAUUACAAUAUUACAUAUUACAUAUAAGCCCACUUCGCAUUCUUCUUCGUUCUUCCCUUGUGGCUGCAAUUUUCGUCCGUACAUCUUCGGAGCUUUCCAUCAGGAACUGAAACCACAAAGUUAUUCAAUUUAUUAAACUGUAUGUCAUUACUUAUUCGGCUAUCACAGCCUGGUGCUAUUGGUUUUGGACCUGGAUUUUUUGCAGGUUUCUUAUACUUAGUUAGAUAAACUUAAAAAAGCAAAAAUAAUUGUAAAAAAUACAAAGCUCAUAGUAAGUCUUUUUGCACCUGAACAAUCCUUCUUCAAUGCUCUAGCGACUAAUUUCUCUGCCGGCUUUUCUUUCUAAUAACCAUCCAUUCUGUACUGCUGCAUCCACUAGAUAUGUAAAUAUUGGCCAGUACCACUUUUUGGAUCUAAUACAAACAGAAGGACAUAUAUCCAUGAGAAACCUUCCACGAAAUAUUGGUUUCCAUUUGGUUUGUUCCGCCCAUGUUUUUAUUGUACUGUGUAAUUAGAUUUGUCGUGGGACAAGAACAUUCUUUUUUGUUAUAUUGAAGCAAUGACUUGGCUCGCAGUUGCUCAAUCGUUUGCAAAAGUGGGGCUGAACAUUUACAAAAUAAAGACUCAUACUCUAAAUUAGCCCUAGGAUUUCGUCCUUGGUAAAUUUCGACAUUAAUUAGAUAAGUAUCAGGCGCAUUGAGGCUCCAAACCUUGUAGCCAAAACGAAUUGACUUACCACUAAUGAAUUGUUGACAUGGAUUCAUCAUAGGAAAGCUUUUGUUCAGGCACAAAAUGAGUUAAAAAUUUGUUUUUUAAAUAGUUUGCAACAGGACGAAGCUUGUAUAUUUUUUCUUUUAAAUCAUCUAUGUUACUGUUAUCCGCGAAAUGUAUAAACAUGCAUACUUGCAAAAACGAUCACGCCUCAUGGAAUCGGCCACCAACUCAUUUCUCAUAUUGGCAGUUUUCCCAGUAGCUUCUUUUGUAGGGCAAUUGAUUAUAUCAGCUCAAAAUAAGUAUUCCCAAAAAUACUCUUAGCUCUUCAAUAGCAAUUAGGGGAUCAUGGAAAUUUUUUAAAAGAGCUUAAUUUCGCGUUUGGUCCAGAAUUUGUUCUAAUAACUCAUCGGUAAAAAACAAUUCUACACAACUUAAGUGAUUAUAAGUAGAGUAAUCCCCCCCAGGAAAACUGUAUUUCGAAGAUUCAAUGUCGUCUGGACAAACUAAUAUUUUCCUCUGCAACUUGCAUUUUACUCCUUGACUCAAUAUCUUGCUGAAUUGUUCCUAUCUUUUUACCGUUGAUAAAGCAAUUUCACUUAAAAGUUGCAUCGCCCUUAGGUUGUCCACAAAUCCCGUCUCGUCCUCAUCGCCUGAGCCAGAAGAAGGUUCUAUAGAUACCUCAUUUAUGUCAUUUGCAUCUUCUGAUUCGGUGUGGUCCCAUAUGGGUACAGGCAAAAAGUCAUUACAUAAAAAAACAACAGAACAGAAAUAAUAAAUUGGGCUUUUUAGAUCGAUUCUACAGCAGUUUACCUAGACCAAACAGGAAAUAAAUUUUUGAAAAAAUCAAAAAAUAACUACACAGAAUUACUUACGCCAACUUUAAAUCCAUUUUAUCACAGUAAAUGAGUUACACUGAUUUUUUAAAACAUAAACUAAUCACCUAAAUAAGUAAAAUCUGCGCAAAUCCAGUAGAAACGUUUGAACAACUAACUGAACGAGCUUAGAAUCACUGUAAGAGAAGCACAGAUCCCACCAUUCAAAUGCUUCUAUUUUUAAUGGGUCCAUAUGGUCCUCUUAGGUAUUAAUGGGUUAAUUUCAUUGCUAUUCCUGAAAAUGAUCAUAUAUUUAUUUAUAGAUUUAUACAUUUCAAACUGUAGUUUCUAUUGCUGCAGUAUUUAGUAAAUUUAAUGUGUAAGUGAUAACUAAAGAUAUGAAAGAAUAUAAUAAACAAAUACCAAGUCCAUUUUGUAAAUAUUAGCUAUAAAUUAUGUUAUAGGAUAUUGGUUACAAAUCCAUAUUUUUGCGAUGUGAUUUUAUUUUAAUGUUGAUGUUGCUAACCUAGUAGUUUUGAAAUGAGGUUAGACGAGAUUAUUUUUAUAAUUUGCAAAAUUAGUCGGUCCACGCAAUUUUGAUAAAUUUGUUUUUUGAUAUAACGAGACAAGUACAGAAAGUCGGUUUUAUAUAUAAAAGUCAUAAGGCAUGUAGAAAAAUCCUAAUGCACUUAAAUAACUUUGAUAUUAAGGAUAAUAAUGUGAUCAUGGGAAAAAUAUACAGAAUUAAAAAAUAGCUUGUUUUUAACUUUGGAACCAGUGAAAAUGGCGUUAAUUGUUGUAGAACCAUUGGUGGAAAUUUCACAAUAUAUUUCAUAAUGAUAAAGAUAAGAAAUCAAAUAUUUUAUUGCAGUAAAUAAAUUAGUAUUAGUGCAGUAAUGAACACACUACGGGUCACAAACGAGAUAAACGAAGAGAAACAAAUUUUAAGCAAACAAACGACAAGAAAUAAGAAUGAGAUAUUGAAUUAUAUGACUUAAAACAUAAUAAAUUAAUAAAAAUUUGAUGAUCUAUAAAAACUUCUAACAAAUUAUAGAAAUUAUUUAGUGCUUAUGGAACUGGAGUGAGUGAACAAAAAAAAAAGAAAUUAUAGCAACAAACAGCAUGAUUAUGAAAUGUACAAAAACUGAAAGUUCAAGAAUUGGUUGAAAGAGUAAAUGCUGGUUAGCUAAAGCAAUCCAAAAUUAUUUUACACAAUUAUGGAAAUUAAAAUGAAAAAACUCGCGUAACAAAUCUGCAAAAAUACAAACUGAAAAAUACUUGUUGGAGAAAUUGCAUCAAUAGACAGGCGGAAGUAAUAUUGACCAAAAAAUUAAUUCAAAAAACAAAAUAUAAAAAAUAUGUUAUAGAUAAUUAACUUCUGGAUUUCUUUAUUGUACUAUAUGGCCGGAAUGUGCUUAUUUUAUUAAUAUCCUUUAAAAAAUACAGAUUGUUGUAGUUUGUAGUUAUUGAGGGUGGAAGUAAUGUGGCGUCGUCACCUAAAAAUAGGAGUAAUAGAACUUGAAAUAGUUUAACUGUCAAAUAUGAAUAAGGGUUUUGCCUAUUGUUUUCAUGUUUAUUGAUCCAUCCUCUUAUUAACACGUUCGCGGACAGUGACGGCAUAUCACGUCAUUGUCUCUGGCUUUACCAGGGCACAAAAAAUAAUCGAUAUGUGCUCAAAUUGUCACGAUAAAACGUGUAUUUGAAUACCUGAAAAAAAAUCAAACAUAUAGCUGGAGAAUCACAUUUUUUCAGAGAAUUAGAAAUAAAUAAGAAAAAUACGGCGUCAUGUCCCGUAAACAGCAUAAAGUUUGUCAAUAUAACAUUGACGUUAUAUGCCGCAUGUGUACUUUGGUUCAAAAAUUUAUAAUGGAAAAUAUUUUAAGUCCUAAAAUAAUUCAAAAUUUAUAUAAAUAUAUUUGUAAUAUUAGUUAGGUAUACACAUAUUUGACGAAAAGUUGCAAAAAUCUUUAUAUCAAAAAAUAAACAUAUUAUAUUAUAGGAAAAAAACGUAUAUUCUUGUGCUGCUUUGGUAAAACUAAGUAAAAUAAAAAAUCGCUAAGCAUGCCAAUCUUGGAAACAUGUUCCUACAUAAAGUGGUGGCUUGCCUAUGCAUUCGCGACACUGCCAGGCUGUUUCUUUUCUUUUUUUUUUUUCAUAAGAGAGCAAUGCUAAUAGCGCUUAUAAUAUUUUCCUUUUUUCUUAGAGUCUUCUGGUAUAGGAAUGGCCUCAAGGACAUGACCUGUAUUCUUCCUAGCAUUUCUAAAUGGUACAAUUUUCUAUUUUUUUGGCAUACUAUUGACAAACUCUCCGCUAUCUUUCUGAUCAGGGGAAAUUCCAAGUAAUGAUUUAAUUAUAUCAUUUCUGAUUGUCUUCAGAUCUCUUUUACCUCGAUGGCAACUGUUAUAUAAAUAGAGCGAGUUCCAAACGGCUAUAUCCAGUAGGUGGAAUAUAACUUUUUUGUACCAUCGGAUAGUAUUCCUAGGACACGAGUAAUAACUUACCAUUUGGCCAGCCAUGUCAAUACCUGACAUGUUUUCGUUAUAAUGACUGAUCUAUACAGGUUUUGUUUUUUUCUGUCCAAACCUGUUGGUUGUCUCAAUUAAUUUAGGUUGGUAUCUUGUUGUAAUGGAUAGGACUUCACGUUUAUCACGCCAUUUGGAAACAUACACAUUACCAUUCCUUUUCCAUACGUGUUGCCCGAGUUUUAAUUUAGCCUGAGUUAUUUCUUUGGGAUUACCUUUUCUAUUGGAACGUAAUGUUCCGGUACUAUGCGUCUUUCGUCGCAAUAACAUUUUUGAUAACUCGACACUAUUAUAGAAGUUAUCCAUAUAUACAGUGCUUUUCAGAUAAAAGUAUCCACCUUUAAUAACUUUUGUAAUACUGGUAUUUAGAAAAAAUCCAAAAGCACGUCAAUUUAUGUUGGAAGGGGCAAGCAUUAUGGCUUAUUUAAACUUACUGGAAAAGCCACCCCCUCACCCCUAGCAGCAUCCCCUUUAUUUUUUUAAAUUACUUUUCAUAUUUUUUAUGUAAAAUUUGGAUACUCCUCUUUGAGCUGAUUUCAAAAAUGUAUAAUACUUGUAGGUUAAAGUGGUUAGUUUAUGAGAUAAAUAAUUUUUCUUUUAAGAGCACAAAUUUUACUUAUUAUUUACUUUCACCUUAUUUGCCUGUACUAAAAUGGGUUGUACAACAGUUCAAACUCUUUAAUCUUUUUAACCGUGCUAUUUAUUCUACUUAAAAAAUCCAAACAACAAAAAACUCUACUUUUUAUUAAAGUUUGACAUUGUCAACUAGAAUUUGUAGUCACUAUUGAUAGUGUAAUUUGAUACAUUAUUUAUUUUGUUUCUCUGAAAUGGUUUACUCUUUGCAAGAAAGAAUUGAAAUUGUAGGUUUAUACUACCAAAAUAAUAAUUGUGCAAGAGCUGCUGCUAGAAUAUUUAACGAAUUACAUGACGGAAGACAUGCAACUCAUAAGUAUGUAAUUCAACUGAUGGAGAAAUUUACCACAACAGGGUCUGUUUGCAAUAAAGUGCAUAAGCGAGAGGGACUCGUAAAUAACGAAGCAAUCCAAGUGGCAAUUUUAGGGCAAGUCAGCUUAGAGGCUCAACAACCCCAAUGAAUUGAAUGAAGAUGAUUUUACAUAAAAAAUAUGAAAAGUAAUUUAAAAAAAUAAAGGGGAUGCUGCUAGGGGUGAGGGGGUGGCUUUUCCAGUAAGUUUAAAUAAGCCAUAAUGCUUGCCCCUUCCAACAUAAAUUGACGUGUUUUUGGAUUUUUUCUAAAUACCAGUAUUACAAAAGUUAUUAAAGGUGGAUACUUUUAUCUGAAAAGCACUGUAUAUAUGGUGGCCCUUAUCUAGGAAUGGCUCCAGAAGCCUUAGUACUGAAGAGUUCAACUUUGAGCUUCCCCUGGCGUCAUCUCUAUGUGAUUUUCUUUUAUAAAUUUCUGUAUUUUGGACAAAACCGUCAUUUGAACACAAGUCAUAGAAUUUGAUUCCGUAUUUACUCUUUUUAUUUUUUAUGUGGACCCGGAACUUCAGCCGUCCCCGAAAAAGACAAUGCUUCAGGAGGCAAAAAUAUAGUUUGACUUGACCUUAUUAUAGAUUAUAUAGAUUAAAGAGGAUCAUUAUUAAUAUUUUUGUCAACUGAACAAUUGAGGGUCCUUAAAAUUUGUUCAAAUCUCCUUCCUGACAUGCUAGCGAGAAAUAUCGGAUGAUAACAUAACGGAUCGAAGGAAAAUAAAUCCCGAAUUGACCGAAAUUUCAGUUCACCAGCCAAAAGGCACAAACUAAAAAAUUUCUUCAAUUCUUCCAAGGAUACUUGUCGGAAUAUUUUAAACCGCUCGUUUCUGGUUUUAGGUCUGUUAGCUAAGUUUAAUGACUCGCCAUAUGCGUUUGUUUUAUGUAGAAUAUAAUCUGUCACCUGUCCAGUCCAAAUCAAUUCAAAAACUUCCACCGAACUCAAGUUAUCAAUAUUUUGUUUAACUCCAACAGACGUGUGAUCGAACAUAAAGUUAAUGGGGUCACAAAAGGUGUUUUCCCAUUCAUUUUCCUCUUGAUCUAAAGGCGUAUCCGAUUCAUCUGAACUUCCGCUAACGACUUGAUCUGAAAUGAAAUAGUUCGUAGAAAAACAAUGUCACACAUAUACAGUGCUUACCUAAUUCAGGCUGUGGUUCUACAUUUUGGGUACGUUUCUUACGUUUCGGUUGAUAUGGACCAGCUAAAAAAUCCAAAAAUGGUAUAGUAACCAUAGCGAUUGCGAAAAAAAUCUACUUACGUUGGUUUGAUUCGUCGCUGGCAUAAGAAGAAUUACUUUGGGUGUAUUCUUGAUCCUCUACGGAAUCGUCUGUACUAUAAGGAUCGUGUAAGCUUUCAUUAUCCGCCUUAAAGCUUCCGUUUACACUUUCAACCUCGUCAUACCAAGUAAGUAAUUGCUUUUCUUGGUUUUCAUCCAUUUUGAAGGUAUUUACACACACACACAUACACUCGCAAUACGCACAAUCUUCGACAAUAACCAAAUGUGCACUAAAUACCACGAGGUUCUCGAGCCAAAACACGCCCAAUGCGUCUGUCAAACGCCUGACCAAAAAACUGUUGAAUAUUUCACGUAUCUUUUCUAAUAUGAGGUGUCUGGUGGGACACUUGAUACUCUAGAAUAUGCAAAAUGGACGUUAUAUACCGCUAAAAGUAUUAAGAGGCCAAUCUUGAAUUGACGGCAAUUGCUUGCCGUCAGUGUCCCAUUGAACAGAAUGGACGUUGCGGCUUGUGACGGCACUGUCUCACUAAACACUUAUCAAUAGAAAUGAGUGUCCGCGAAUGUGUUAAUGCAAGAUGAAAUGUUUCACUAUUCCAUUAAUCUAAAGAAUACUUUGGUGAAAAAAUUUGUUGAAUGAAAUAGUUUUAGUAGAUUUGGCAAUGUUCUCAGUAGUAAACCGGAUCAUAGUAUACCCUAUUUUGUGUAAAAUUUGCACAUCACAAUUAAGUAUAUUUUUUAUUGCCAAAUAAUAAUCAUAGAUGCAAAUCUAAAAAUGGACGAUAUGUACAAAAAGUAAAAAUAUAAAA
Diorhabda sublineata is the source of this 13185-nucleotide messenger RNA. RefSeq names its product dual specificity mitogen-activated protein kinase kinase 4-like. The record is from RefSeq and is a predicted model, not a curated record. Bases 222 to 1424 code for a protein of 400 amino acids. Lineage: Eukaryota; Metazoa; Arthropoda; Insecta; Coleoptera; Chrysomelidae. The transcript has 6 exons. Gene Ontology annotation, molecular function: JUN kinase kinase activity; ATP binding. Gene Ontology annotation, biological process: protein phosphorylation; MAPK cascade.